AUGCCUCCUGAAGAUUCCGCCAAGAAACUCCGGGACUGGUAUGAAGACCAGAUUCCGCUUACAGUGGACGUCGUAGGAGAUUUUGCCGGCCGCGAGUUGUUUGCUAUUCAUGGCGAAUCACUCAUUCGAUACUGCUUAAAGGAGGCAAAAGUCGACCUUGAUGAAGGCUUUCAGCUUUUACACGCUGUUCAUGCUGUAGAGAAGCUGCUCAGCGAGUUGAAGCGACGAGAUUGCAAUUUCGACGUCCUCUUCUUUAGAGAUCACGAGAAUCUUUGUGUGCCCCAGCAUGCAGUUGGUUCGACCAAAGGUGCCAAGCAUCGCCUAACCCGUCGAAUUCUCAUUCAGCACUUCAUCAAAUCGAACCUUGAUUUUCGAAUUCUUGAAUUUGAUUCUUUCGAAAGCAAUGAAUGCAAGAGCUACUUGUCCAGCCAUGGCGUACAUUUUAUGCUGUGCGAUGACGGACGAGAUGGCACCACCGACCAAGCUACUCACCUGCAAUACCUGAUAUGGAAAGUCAUGGCGAGUGGAAGACACGUCGCCAUCAUUAAUUCUAUCACUUGGAAAAGUUCAAAGGUCAGGCUCUUUCUAAGAAAGAAAGAUAUGCAUGGCUUGUCUGUCAAGUUGCCGAUGCUCGAGGCGAAGGAACCUUUAUCACUUUCGGAUGGAGUGCUUCAGCAAACAGCUCAGCAUCCAUUCGGCGAUGCGGAUUAUCCUGCAAGAGAGAAGCAUUCGCUGGCUUUCUGUCGCGUCUAUAUCGAGCGUUGCGCUUCUGCAAAUGAAAUCGCCGAAGCUGACCUGCAUCGGGUGGAAGCUUUCCUUCUCCAAAUCGCAACACUCAAGUAUUGCUCUCUUCAGGAGAGGGCCUGCGUGGAACUUUGUAAGGAAGAUGGAAUGAUCGAAAACCAGGACCACGAAUUUCUCCACAUGUUCUGCGCAGCAACCCAGGGUUUGAUAGAAAUGCCAUCCGAACUGAACGAACAGGAAGGGUGGGAACUUUUCGACAUUGUCGAUGGACGAGUAUUCUUCUAUCUCCUUCGGGCGAUCAGAAGCGAAGGAGCGGUUCCCUCCGGAAUUCUAGAGCACGCCCGUGUUCUCUAUAACGAGACUUUCAGAGGAUGGGAUCGAGAAGUCAAGCAGCCCUUUGCUACACUCAAGUCAUCCAAAGGUUCGCGCCCCCCACCAAAAGCUGAAAAGGACUUGACUGCAUUGCCUUUCAGUCAUCCCGUACUGGAAAGCUUUCUCAAAGACGUCGAGAUUGGAGAGUCAGAAGAUACACAGGAUCCUAAUGCAGAGCUUGUGUUCGAAGAUCUCAGACAUUGGCAUGCCUACAAACUCGUCACCCAAACCAAGGUCCGUGAGAGGCUUCCCGUUUGGUUUGAAAAGGCUCGACAGAAGAAAAUGCAGCGACGAAUGGCUGAGGUCAUUUCCUAUGCGGCAAGUCUUACUAGUUUAACUGGCAAGACUUUCAAUCGAGAAACCAUCGUAGCCAGCUCUCAGCCGAAACCGAAACAGAGCAUUGCCACUAGCACUAAGAUUGCCAAGCCCAAGCAUCACAAACAGAAACCUGGAAAAGGAGGCAAGCAUAACGCCUUGCUGGAAGCACAAAAACGCAACGAUGAGAAAAUGAAGGCAAAACUAAUGGACAUUCUGAACCACUGGCGCGAUAAGUACAACGAAUUUGAGAAGGUCAAUAGCCCAAUCGAUCGCUACCUUAGGGCUUUAGAUUUCCAAUCCACAGGAUCUAGCGGCGGUCACGAUGCCGUAAAGCCAGAGGUGCGUAAGAAAACUCGUGAGGAUUCGCUUGAAGGGCUAUAUCUAGUUUCGAUGAUCUGGAGCUGGCUUGGGAAAAUAUCCCAGUCGGCUCAUUGUACACCGGACAUCGCCAGCGCUGUUCAAGAGAUCCUUAAGGCACUAGCGGCGACUCCAUUGCCUAUCACCACUAUCGAGACUCCUAGAACGCUCCCAUUCUACGUCAGACCAACAGUUUUGAAGAAGACUCCCAAGUUGGUGAAUAAUACUCGACUUCUGCAACUUCAACAUGGCGGCCCCUACAUGGACAGACGGUUUGACUCCAAGCCGGAUGCCAGAGUGCAAUUUGAGCCUGAUGCCUGGCAACGCGAUGUUCUCGAUUGUAUAGAUGCGAAUGAAAGCGUUUUGGUAGUAGCGCCAACUUCUGCUGGCAAAACAUUUAUCUCUUUCUACGCAAUGAAGAAGGUGCUUGAAGAAAGUGACGAUGGGAUUUUGGUCUACGUGGCGCCAACAAAAGCUUUGGUGAAUCAGAUUGCUGCGGAGAUAGAAGCACGUUUCUCCAAGUCAUACCAGAAACAAACAGGCAAAUCGAUAUGGGCAGUUCAUACUCGGGACUACCGCAUCAAUAACCCGUCUCAGUGCCAGAUAUUGGUCACUGUGCCCCAUAUGCUGCAAAUCAUGUUAUUGUCUCCCACGAAUGCAAUCGGCACAAAUGCGUGGUCUUGCCGAGUGAAGAGGAUAAUCUUCGACGAGGUCCAUUGCAUAGGACAGGCGGAUGAUGGUGUUGUAUGGGAACAGCUGCUGCUCCUGGCACCUUGUCCAAUCAUUGCCCUUUCCGCCACGGUAGGCAACCCUGACGAGCUCAGAGACUGGCUGGCGACAUCACAGGCACAAAAGGGUUAUGAUAUGAAGAUGGUCGUUCACGGGGUGAGAUAUUCAGAUCUCCGUAAGUUUACAUAUGACCCACCGAAGGAUUUUGCUUUUGAGGGCCUCUCAAACUCAACGCAACUUCCUGUCCCUGGUUUGGAUGAAGGCGACAACAUCAGUCACAACUUCAGGUUUGUGCAUCCAGUGGUUGCACUGAAAGAUCGAAACAGAUCUGUGUUGGACGACGUGAGCCUAGAGGCAAGAGACUGUCUCACACUGUGGAAGCACAUGAGAAAGACAUUUCCCUCGACACUUCUGCCCGAGACAGCUAAACUAGAUCCUGUGAAUGUCUUACCUGAAUGGAUCGAAAAGCAACAUGUUAUUGAAUGGGAGAAGGACCUGAAGGUUGUGCUCAGGGGGGUCAUGAAAAUGGAGAAUUCACCAUUUACUGACCUACAGGAGAGCCUUGCGAAUCUGGAGUCUCCGGACCAACCCGUUGUUGCUGUUGAGCGACAUUUUAAAAAGCUUUUCCCUUUGGUUUGUGAUCUCCACAGGCUGGAUUCUUUGCCAGCCCUUGUGUUCAACUACGACCGCUCAGAAUGCGAAGAAUGCGUCAAACAUAUGCUCUUCGAACUCGAAACUGCAGAGAGUAAGUUCAGAGAAACGGAUCAGGCAUGGCAGCAAAAGGUUCAAAAGUUUGAAGACUGGAAGAAACAGAAUGACAGCGACCGUGAUCCCAAUCGAUCUAAGGUCGUGGAAAGAUUAUUUCCCAACCGACCUAAAGAUGCAGAUGAUAAUAUUUCCAAGCUUGACCUGGUUCGUGAGGAGGCGAGUGAGGAGAUCAGCAGAUGGGAAAGCUUCGACCCGGAGGCACCUUUGGAUCAAUUCAGUUUCGCAGACACGACAAGGAUGCAGCAACGUGAUUUUGACGAUUUGGUGUGCAGUCUGAGCAGCUCCAAGGUCCCAUCAUGGUUUAUUGAUGCUCUUCGCCGUGGGUUGGGCGUUCAUCACGCUGGUAUGAACCGACGCUAUCGUCAGAUUGUAGAAAUGUUAUUUCGCCGGGGCUACCUCAGGGUAGUUGUCGCCACUGGGACGCUCGCACUUGGUAUCAAUAUGCCCUGCAAAACUGUUGUUUUCAGUGGCGAUUCCGUUUUCUUAUCGCCUCAGAACUAUCGACAAGCCUCUGGUCGUGCUGGUCGAAGAGGCUUUGAUCUUCUAGGCAAUGUUGUUUUCAAUGGCAUUGACCAAGAGCGAGUUCAUGAAAUCAUGUCCUCGCGCCUACCAGCCCUGAGAGGCCAGUUUCCCGUUUCGACUACUUUGAUUCUCCGACUUUUUAUCCUUCUUGAUGGCACAGACGGCUCCCCUUUUGCAGUAAAUGCAGUCAAUGCGCUUUUGUCGCAAACUCGAUUGUAUCUCGGAGGGCCAGAUGCUGAAAUGUCCGUCAAGCAUCAUCUACGGUUCUCGAUCGAGUACUUGCGACGUCAGAAUCUUUUGUCGGCAAAGGGAGCACCUGUGAACUUUGCUGGGUUAGUCGGCCAUUUGUAUUUCACUGAGAAUGCUGUUUUUGCAUUUCACUCUUUGCUUCGAGGGGGCUAUUUUCACAGAUUGUGUGAAGAUAUUGAAGAUGCCCCUGAUCGGGUUCUUCGUGAGUUGAUGCUGGUGCUCAGUCACCUUUUCAACCGCAUUCCCAUCAAGCGAACACCAAGGCUUACCGCCAGAGUAGCCCAGUCGUCAUCAGAGAUCUUUUUGAGGCGGCUACCAGGGCCUGCAGAGAAGCUCCUUAUUGACCACAAUCAGAAUGUGUUGUCAAUCUUCAAAGAUUAUGUCAACUCAUACAUCAACCAGCACCUAGGGGAUAAACCAGACCGCGAACUACCCUUAACCAAGGUGUUGGUUGGACCCAGAAAGCCUUGCGAGUCCUCGUUCAUGGGUGGAAACCCAACCGUCAUUCGGUCACCAUUCGCAGCCCUGUCUGGAUUUGGUGAUGAUUUCGCGACCAUUAAUGACUUGUGUUCAGGUGUGAGAGGUGGUGUUUUCUUGGAGGAGUCUGCCAUAUCAUGCAUCCCCAUCUGGCCUCACGACACUGACACUGAGUUUAACGCUUAUAUCUACGACUUUUUCAAACAUGGGAGUUUGAAGGUACUCAUACGUGACAACCAAAUCAAAGAAGGAGAUGUUUGGUUUCACCUAAAAGAUUUUUCACUUGUGCUCAAGACUAUUGUGACCAGUCUAAAGGGCGUCAUGAGUGCUGAAGGAGACUACGAUCUUGACGAUCUUGACGGUGAUGACACCUACAUGGAGGAAUCAGAAGUCCUAAUCGAUGAAGUCGAGACAGAGAAACCAGAAGAGGUUGCCGAGAAGACCGUCAAGCGUCCCAAAAAGGUCAAAGUUCAAGAGAGCUGGGAUGACGACAGCGACGAAAGCGAUCCUGGGAGCACUGGAUCGACUACUGGAAUGUCACAGUCGAACGUUAACAGAAAGGGUGGAUUGAUCUUGGUGCUGAGGGCUUUCAAGUUAUUGGAGGAGGACUUCUCAAAGAAGUUUUGCAAGAUUGGGGCCUAG
This is a messenger RNA of Fusarium poae, 5178 nucleotides long. RefSeq lists its product as uncharacterized. The transcript has 7 exons. Gene Ontology annotation, molecular function: ATP binding; nucleic acid binding. The record is from RefSeq and is a predicted model, not a curated record. Gene Ontology annotation, cellular component: cytoplasm. Bases 1 to 5178 code for a protein of 1725 amino acids. NCBI's taxonomy places the organism in Eukaryota, Fungi, Ascomycota, Sordariomycetes, Hypocreales, Nectriaceae.